UCACAAAUACGUCGAUGCAUUCCUCUAAAACCCGACGCUAGGGUUUCAUUCCUUUGACCUCGAUAGCCUCCGAGCUCCUCAGCCUAAUCCAUUUCCCGCCGAUUCAUCGUCAUCAGCAGCGGAACAAUGGUGAAGGAACGCCGAGGAGAACGCGUUAGGUUGUACGUGAGGGGAACGGUUCUAGGGUACAAGAGAUCGAAGUCGAACCAGUACGAGAACACGUCGCUGCUGCAGAUCGAGGGGGUGAACACCAAGGAGGAGGUCGCUUGGUACUGUGGAAAGAGGUUGGCUUACAUUUACAAGGCCAAGGUCAAGACUGGAGGCAGCCAUUACCGCUGCAUUUGGGGCAAGGUCACUCGCCCUCAUGGAAACAGUGGCGUCGUUAGGGCUAAGUUUAGGUCCAACUUGCCCCCCAAAUCCAUGGGAGCGAAGGUUAGGGUUUUCAUGUACCCGAGCAACAUCUGAGCUUAUCACGCUGGUGAAGUGCGCUUUGGCUGGAACGGUGAAAUUUGCUUUAGUUGCUUUCUUAGGAUUAUCAAAUAUAUUCAAUGGUUAUCUAAUUAGUUAUUGAAAUAUGUGUAUUUGUUUGAAACAAAACAUUUUUAGACUUUCUGCAUAGACUAUAUAGCCUUCUGUUUCUCUCUUAGAACUAAACAUCGCCUUUGUUGUGGUGUGGUAAUAUUUGAGUUAGUUGGGCAAGUAUCUUUGAUGCUGAGGUGCGGGCUACUAUUACUUAGUUGCCGCAGCAAACGUAUUUGAUUUGUGUUAUGGUGUCA
Molecule: messenger RNA, 776 nt
Organism: Asparagus officinalis (garden asparagus)
Lineage: Eukaryota; Viridiplantae; Streptophyta; Magnoliopsida; Asparagales; Asparagaceae
Product: 60S ribosomal protein L35a-1-like
Exons: 4
Coding region: 127-465 (112 amino acids)
Biological process (GO): ribosomal large subunit biogenesis; cytoplasmic translation
Cellular component (GO): ribosome; cytosolic large ribosomal subunit
Molecular function (GO): structural constituent of ribosome
Source: RefSeq, a predicted model, not a curated record